AUGCAUAUCCUCAAUGUAGUCUUCAUUGCGGCUUUGCUAGCAGUGUCAAUUGACGCAGAAACUCCAGGCGUCUGUGCAAACCUUUGGGUCACGAUCUGGGAAACGCCCGGAGCUGAACCCCCUGGAAUAUGGAUUUCAUCUUCAGAUACAUACUCCAUAGUAGUACCAUACCAGACAGGUGGUGGUGUACCUCAAGCACCUGGCGGCACCCCUCCCGACAGCGGCACAUUGACCCCAGCCAUCCCACCACCAGCAAACCCCACGAAUCCACCGCCAAUGAUGUCUUUACCAGUACCAGAAAUAACACUCAACCCAACCGUCCCAGCAAUAAUAUACCCAACCCAUCCGCCCUCACCACCAGGAUUCGGAACAUUGUGCAGUGUGAACAGAGUCUGUGGACCAGAACUCUGCUGCAGCCAAUACGGCUACUGCGGUUCGACUGCAGACUUCUGUAGCACAGGUUGCCAAGUCGGAGCUGGUUACUGUUGGCCAGAGACCGGACCUCCUCCCACACAAAACGGAUAUUGCGGCGCUCUUCACAACGGGACAACGUGUGUGGGCUGGCCAACUGGACAAUGCUGCAGUCAAUAUGGCUCUUGCGGCAACACUACUGACUACUGUGGAGGUGGCUGUCAGUCUGAGUUUGGUAUCUGUGAUAUCGUUUCUUCGUCUCCGGCGCCAGGACCGAAUGUCACUCCAUCGCCGCCACCUCCUGCUACGCCAUUAUUGACGUUGGCAUCAGUUCCAACUUCUUACCCAUAGC
Molecule: messenger RNA, 763 nt
Organism: Mollisia scopiformis
Lineage: Eukaryota; Fungi; Ascomycota; Leotiomycetes; Helotiales; Mollisiaceae
Exons: 2
Coding region: 1-762 (253 amino acids)
Molecular function (GO): chitin binding
Source: RefSeq, a predicted model, not a curated record